AUGGGGACCAGCGCACCGCUGCUGCGGUCGGUCUACAGGAGCGUGCUGCGCAGUGCGAGGCGCAUCGACGAGAACCCGGGCUUGAAGGCAUUGUUGGGUGCUGCCGACAACAGUUCAGACCUCUGUUCAGAAGCUCGGGUGGUGUUGGAAAACUACAUGCAAGGCCGAACGCUGUAUAUACCUGAUCCGCAAUCCAAAUACUCCCUGGUGGACAGGGCCAGAGAAGGUUCAGUGCUUCUGCGUCGGAUGGGCAGCCUGGAUCAAGGACUUGGAGCUCUGAGGUUUCUUAACAGGAUAAUUGAAGGAGGAAAGAAGCAACAACUGCUAAAUGACCAGUUGUCGCCCCUUGCAGCAGAACGCAUGCCUGAUUCAAGAGACAAGGUGUCUCUUGCAGAAGAGCCGGCACCCGGAGUGGUCCUCCUGGCCCACCCUUGCUUGGGCGGAUGGUUCUCUCGAACAGCAGUUCUUUUGGUUGAGCACAACAAACUGGGAUCGAGAGGCGUGUGUCUGAACAAGCCCCUGGCCGCGACGUUGAAGGACAUCAAGGAGAAAGCGCUGAGAGCCAUUCGGGAUGCAGGCGGCUCGCUGGAUUUCGUUGAAGUGGAAGUGGAAGGCUUUGGUGUGGUCAAGCUUCAAACACAGGCAGGCGCACCACAACACCAGUGA
This is a messenger RNA of Ostreobium quekettii, 666 nucleotides long. NCBI's taxonomy places the organism in Eukaryota, Viridiplantae, Chlorophyta, Ulvophyceae, Bryopsidales, Ostreobiaceae. The record is from the annotation of a GenBank genome assembly.